Molecule: messenger RNA, 924 nt
Organism: Cyphellophora attinorum
Lineage: Eukaryota; Fungi; Ascomycota; Eurotiomycetes; Chaetothyriales; Cyphellophoraceae
Product: Aldo-keto yakc [NADP(+)]
Exons: 2
Coding region: 1-924 (307 amino acids)
Cellular component (GO): cytoplasm
Source: RefSeq, a predicted model, not a curated record
AUGGUCAAGACACUGCCCUUCGCCUCGAGCCAAGUCCCCGUCCCAGGCUACGGUGCAAUGGGACUGAGUGCCGGACUAGGCACCAAUCUUUCCUACGACGAAGCAGAGCCAGUUCUGCUGAAGGCACUCGAGCUAGGCUGCACAUUCUGGGACACCGCCGUCGUCUAUGGCGCCGGCAUCAACGAGAAGCUGCUCGGCGACUUCAUCCGCAAGCAUAAGUGUCGAGAGAAGCUCUUCAUUGCCUCGAAAUGCGGCCUCGACGUCUUUGGCGGAGGGAAGUUCUCUGUGGACAACUCGCCGGAGCAUAUCCGCAAGUAUAUCGAAGGCACGAUUGACCGCUUGGGAUUCGCGCCGGAUCUUUACUACCUCCACCGGAUCGACCCCAAUACACCCCUGGAGGACUCUAUCAGCGCUCUCGACAGCAUCCGAAAGGCGGGCAAGUGCAAAUACAUCGGCCUCUCAGAAUGCUCCGCCGCUACCCUCCGCAAAGCCAACUCCAUCGCGCACAUCGACGCCGAACUCGGCGUCGCCUACGUCGCCUUCUCCCCGCUCGGCCACGGCUGGCUGGUUGACAACUUCGACUACGCCUCGCCCCAAGACUUUGCGGAGGAUGACUUUCGGCGGACCUCACCAAAGUUCCAGGGCGAGAAUUUCUACAAGAAUAAGGCGAUUGUGGAGGAGAUCAAGAAGCUAGCGGAUAGGAAGGGGUGUACGACGAGCCAGUUGGCGUUGAGCUGGGUGGCGAGUCAGGGGUUGAUCCCGAUUGCGGGGACGACUAAGGCGGGGAGGUUGGUGGAGAAUUGGGGGAGUAGGGAGGUGGUGUUCAGCGAGGAGGAGCUGAAGGAGAUGCGGAGGAUCGUGGAUGAGGCGAAAGUGGAGGGGGAGAGGUAUGGUGAGGCGCACUCGAGGAUGGUUGGUCAUUGA